Messenger RNA from Cuscuta campestris, 1788 nucleotides. The record is from the annotation of a GenBank genome assembly. NCBI's taxonomy places the organism in Eukaryota, Viridiplantae, Streptophyta, Magnoliopsida, Solanales, Convolvulaceae.
AUGUUUCCCCUUUUUUUCGUUCCUUUUCUAGCAUCAUCCUCACCCACACUGAUCCUUCAAAACCCAGACCGGUACUCAGUCUCUCUCUCACACCAAAAAAAUAAAAAAACAAAAAACCAUUGAAUCGCCGGAAAAUAUUGGCUCUUGAAGCUCACAACCGAGUUUCCGGUCGACUUCUCCCACUUUUAACCGGGAAAUGAGCUUCAGAACGACAGAGGGUAGUGCUUGGAAUGUUUUCCUGGUUUCUCCGCCGUCGGGCACCCGGUUUCCUCCUCCCUGUUCGUCACUGGGUUCAGAGGAACGAGCCGCCGGCGAGGAGGGAGAGGGGGAUUACUCCCGGCAAACCAAGUUUUGCGCCAGAGACCAUUGGAGGAGUCACGAAGAUGCCCGGCUGAGGGAGCUCGUUUCCGAGCAGGGCCCUCAAAGCUGGAAUAGGAUUGCCGAAAAGAUUCCGGGCAGAUCAGGGAAAAGCUGCAGAUUGAGGUGGUUUAACCAGCUGGACCCGAGGAUAAAUCGGAAUGCGUUCACGGAGGAGGAAGAAGCGAGGCUGGUGGCGGCGCACCGCACCUACGGCAACAAAUGGUCGAUCAUCGCCCGGCUCUUCCCCGGCCGGACGGAUAACGCUGUCAAGAACCACUGGCACGUCAUCCUCGCCCGCCGCCGCCGCCGCGGACCCCAGAUCGCCGGUGCUUGCCGGCCCACGCAGCCAAGAAACGACAUUGCAAUGAGCUCAAACAUCGUCGGCGGCAGCCUCAACGACGACCAUUCGGCGGCGUCCACUCUCACCUAUCUCUCCCUCUCUACCAUUACUACCUCCUCCUCCUCCAGCCCAAAUCCGGGGUCAUCUCCGAACGGCGGGAAGGGGAGCCGGCCGGAGUCGCCGGCGGCGACCGACUCGGCGCGAAACGACGUAGCUCAAGAGCAAAAUGCCAAAAAGGAGAAAGGGGAGGCGGGCUGGCGGCAGAGUAGGAGAAAGGGGUGGCGGUGGGCUGGGGAAAUGAAGAUAGGAGAAAGGGGUGGCGAGAGGGAUGGGGAAAAGAUGAUAGGAGAAAGGGGGUGGCGAGGUGAGGGCAACAGGGGCUAGCGGACGAAAAUGGGGCGGUUGAAGGGCAGGGGCAUUUUGGACAAAUUACUUACAAAGUCAGCUCCUCAUAAAAAUAAGCAAAAGUCAAACCGGGAACUUAAAAUCCGGACGGAGGGAGUAUUAUUUAUCAUAUUAAUUUGAAGUACAUAUUUGAAGUUCACAUCCAUGCGCUACUAAGUUAUUGUCACUCGAGGAGUUAGUUAUGCGAUUAGUUAAGUUUUUUUGAAUCCAACCAUUUAAAUAAACUCCUAUAUAUUGGUUUUAAUACUUAGUUUUGUACAAUCAAUCAAUACGAUCAUCACCUUCUUCCCCUCUCUCUCUCUCUCUCUCAUAGCCACUCGUCACCAGCUCCACUAUUCAAUUGAGUCCUCCCCUUAACAUCAUCCUCAAAAGUCCUUCACCACUCCAAAACCUUCUUGCAUCACCAAGGGAACACAUAUCAAAUACGGAGAACUUUUAGAAGAGUGGACUCGUUAUCUUUUUUAAGUGUAGACUCGUUAUCUUUUGUUUGCAAUUAUGGUCCUUUAAAUUUGUAUGUAUUUUUUUGAAAAGAGUCAUGCUCUUUGCUUUAUUUUUGGUAUAGAAUUGUACUCUCCCCGUCCCCCAGUUUUUGUCCACUUUUGACUUUUGGAACUGUUCAUUUAAGCACUUUGACUCAUCAAAUUCUCUCAAUGUGUAAGCCUAAAUAUAGUCAUGUGUGAUCU